CACUGAUUGGUGCGCUCACGUGUCAAUCAUGUACAGCCGCUCUGUAAUUGGUGAACUCCUCGUCCAAUCGUGGUCCAGCGAUGCGGCAGUUCCCACCACCCUUUGCGCUGGAGACCGGCUGCUCUCAGAGCCACAGUCUCAGCAGCCGAGAGGAGGCGAGAGAUCAGACACUUACACAAUGCUCCUCGGACCAUAAACACUCCGCUCACCUGCUGCAGCUCUUCCUGUUCCUGCUACUGCUACUGCUGCCAAGGAGACUGGAGACACAACGACGCACUGAGUUCAUUGCUUAAAAACAAAAACAAUAACAACAACAAAAACUAUCCUUGAAGAGAGAGAGAGAGAGAGAGAGAGUGUGACGGGAGGAGGCAGGCAGCGGAACCGGGAAUAGGACACCACCACCACCACCAUCAUCCUCCUCCUCAUCAGAGAUUAAAGAGGAUCACUCUGUCUGUCCUCUGUCUCUUUUUAGAAGACCAACAUGUCCACGUCCGGGAAAGAGAACAGUGCCGCCCAGCAUGCCAAUUACGUGGGACCGUACCGCUUGGAAAAGACGCUGGGGAAAGGACAGACAGGCUUGGUGAAGCUGGGAAUACACUGUGUAACGUGUCAGAAAGUCGCUAUAAAGAUUGUCAACCGAGAGAAACUCAGUGAAUCUGUCUUAAUGAAGGUGGAACGAGAAAUCGCUAUUCUGAAGCUCAUAGAACACCCACACGUUUUAAAGUUGCACGACGUCUACGAAAACAAGAAAUAUUUGUAUUUGGUUCUAGAGCACGUGUCUGGAGGAGAACUGUUUGACUACCUGGUGAAGAAGGGGAGAUUAACACCCAAAGAGGCACGCAAAUUCUUCAGACAGAUCAUCUCUGCUCUGGAUUUCUGUCACAGUCACUCCAUAUGCCACCGGGACCUGAAGCCUGAGAACCUGCUGCUAGACGAGAAGAACAACAUCAGGAUAGCAGACUUCGGUAUGGCCUCGUUGCAGGUGGGGGACAGCCUCCUGGAAACUAGCUGUGGGUCGCCUCAUUACGCCUGUCCUGAAGUCAUCCGGGGAGAGAAAUAUGAUGGGAGGAAAGCAGAUGUAUGGAGCUGUGGAGUCAUUCUGUUUGCUCUUCUGGUGGGAGCUCUGCCAUUCGAUGACGAUAAUUUACGAAACUUGUUAGAAAAAGUGAAGCUGGGAGUGUUUCACAUGCCACACUUCAUUCCUCCGGAUUGCCAGAACCUUCUACGAGGAAUGAUAGAGGUGGACGCUAGCAAACGGCUUACGUUAGAACAGAUCCAGAAGCACACGUGGUACAUCGGGGGAAAGAAUGAGCCGGAACCCGAGCAACCUGUGCCAAGGAAGGUGGCGAUCCGCAGCCUGCCGUCGGCCGACGACAUCGACCCGGACGUGUUGGAGAGCAUGCACUCGCUCGGCUGCUUCCGAGACAAGAACAAGCUGAUGAAGGACCUGCUGUCUGAUGAUGACAACCAGGAGAAGAUGAUCUAUUUCCUGUUGCUGGACCGGAAGGAGCGGUACCCGAGCCAUGAAGACCAGAACCUCCCGCCACGCAAUGACAUAGACCCUCCACGGAAGCGAGUGGACUCCCCCAUGUUGAACCGGCACGGGAAGAGGAGACCAGAGCGCAAGUCCAUGGAGGUGCUGAGUGUCACAGACGGAGGAUCACCCGUGCCAGCGCGGCGAGCCAUCGACAUGACACAGCAUGGACAGAGGUCACGCUCUAUCAGCGGAGCAUCCUCGGGUCUCUCCACCAGUCCUCUCAGCAGCCCCAGGGUGACCCCUCACCCCUCCCCCAGAGGCAGCCCUCUGCCCACUCCCAAAGGAACACCUGUUCACACACCGAAGGAGAGCCCUGCUGGAACGCCGACCCCCACACCGCCUCCCAGCCCCUCCAUUGGAGGCAUGCCCUGGAGGACACGUCUCAACUCCAUCAAGAACAGCUUCCUGGGCUCUCCACGCUUCCAUCGCAGGAAACUACAAGUUCCUACCCAAGAUGAGAUGUCCACCCUCACACCAGAGUCUUCCCCGGAACUUGCCAAAAAGUCCUGGUUUGGUAACUUUAUCAACCUGGAGAAGGAGGAGCAGAUCUUCGUGGUGAUCAGGGACAAGCCUCUGAGCUCCAUUAAGGCAGACAUAGUGCAAGCCUUUCUGUCGAUCCCUAGUCUCAGUCACAGUGUGAUCUCCCAGACGAGUUUUCGGGCAGAGUACAAGUCUACAGCAGGUCCCACUGUCUUCCAGAAGCCUGUGAAGUUCCAGGUGGACAUCACUUACACAGAGAGCAGCAUGGCCACCAAGGAGAACGGUAUCUACUCCGUCACCUUUACCCUGCUCUCAGGUCCGAGUCGGCGCUUUAAGCGGGUGGUGGAGACGAUCCAGACGCAGCUGUUAAGCACACACGACCAGCCGGGAGUCCAGCAGCUGGCUGGCAGCCCAUUGAGUAACUUCUUUGACGUAAUUAAACAACUUUUUUCAGACGAGAAGAACAGCCAGGUGCUCCAUCCACCUGGCACGCCCAACAGACACCCGCGGCACGAUCCCGAGCCUAGUGACUCUAAAAGCCUGGCAGGAAAUGUCAGGGACAAUGCCAGGAUGCUGGCCUCUGUUGGGACGCAGGAGCAGCCCUAGAGACCUGU
Messenger RNA from Ictalurus furcatus (blue catfish), 2631 nucleotides. RefSeq names its product BR serine/threonine kinase 2a (gene brsk2a). Lineage: Eukaryota; Metazoa; Chordata; Actinopteri; Siluriformes; Ictaluridae. Gene Ontology annotation, biological process: intracellular signal transduction; microtubule cytoskeleton organization; protein phosphorylation. Bases 482 to 2623 code for a protein of 713 amino acids. The record is from RefSeq and is a predicted model, not a curated record. Gene Ontology annotation, cellular component: cytoplasm. The transcript is spliced from 19 exons. Gene Ontology annotation, molecular function: tau-protein kinase activity; protein serine/threonine kinase activity; ATP binding.